This is a messenger RNA of Arthroderma uncinatum, 1752 nucleotides long. RefSeq lists its product as uncharacterized. Gene Ontology annotation, molecular function: NADP binding; N,N-dimethylaniline monooxygenase activity; flavin adenine dinucleotide binding. The coding region runs from base 1 to 1752 and encodes 583 amino acids. The record is from RefSeq and is a predicted model, not a curated record. The transcript is spliced from 2 exons. NCBI's taxonomy places the organism in Eukaryota, Fungi, Ascomycota, Eurotiomycetes, Onygenales, Arthrodermataceae.
AUGGAAGAAGUCGAUCUAGUUGUUGUUGGCGCCGGAUCGUAUGGUCUAUGUGCUGCGAAGACAUACCUAGAAAUCAACCCUUCAGCCAACGUUGUGAUUCUGGAUGCAGAAUCGUCUAUUGGAGGAGUCUGGGCAAAGCAUCGCCUCUACAAGAACUUGAACACCAACAAUGUCUUCGGCUCGUAUGAGUUUUACGACUUCCCCAUGGACGCAAAGGCAUUCGGAGCAGAGUACGGAAAAAAUAUUCCUGGCGAGACUGUGCAUGCGUAUCUGAACGCAUAUGCGAAGCAUUUCUCUUUGACAGACAAGAUACGCCUUAGAUCGAGGGUUGUUUGUGCCGAGCAUAAGGAAGACCCUUCUUCAUGGCUACUUACCGUUGACUCGAACAGUGACGGAAUGGAGGCAACGGUUGGAGCCCUAUCGGUCAUCCUCACACGGAAGCUUAUGAUUGCAACCGGACUCACUUCACAGGCACAUUUACCCAGGUUCAAGGGUCAAGACUCAUUCGGAGCCCCCGUGUUCCAUUCCCGAAACAUGGUGAAAUACGAAGAUGCUGUUCUGCACCCUGACAAGUCGGUGGUUGUUUAUGGGGGAGGAAAGGCCGCUUGGGACAUGGCUUACUCCUGCGCAACGUCCGGGGCCACCGUCAACCUUGUCAUCCGAAAAUGUGGCCGGGGCCCUGCCUGGAUGACAUUCCCCACCAUCACGCCGCUCAAAAUUUAUUUAGAGCAUAUACUUCUGACGAGAUGUGCGACGUGGAUGAGCCCGUGUAUUUGGGCUACGUCAGGGCCUCUCAAAUUCCUGCAUGAGACCUGGCUUGGCCGGCAGUUCGUCAAGGGCUUCUGGGGCAUUGUAAAGCGCGACGUGCAGACAGCUAUUGGGUAUUCCAAACAUCAGGAAAUGAAGAAACUGAGGCCGUGGAUUGACCCGUUCUGGGUUAACACGACAAUCAGCAUCUUAAAUUAUCCCAGUAACUUUUUUGACCUGGUCAAGAACGGGCAGAUUAGAGUACACAUUGCGGAUAUCACCUCCCUGUCCGAACGGACGGUACACCUCUCUAAUGGCAUUUCCAUAGAGGCUGAUGCCCUGGUCUGCGGAACGGGCUGGCAAGUUCGAUCUGGCAUAUCGUUUCUGCCUAAGGGGAUCGACGAGCAGCUUGGAGUUCCCUGGGGCCGCGAGCCGCUGGACAAGUCACUGCUCGAGGCAGCCGACGAGCAUAUUCUGAGACAGUUCCCGCAGUUGAAGGGCGCUUCUGACGUCGACAAGGGAUUCAAGCACUUCGCUUCCGACUCUGAGACACUCAGCCCGCAUCCCUUCCGACUGGUUCGAUUCAUAGCCCCUCCUAAACUGAAAGAUCGAUCGAUCGUCUUCCUGGGCAUGGUUGGCAACAUCGACACCACGCCCACGGCUGCAGUUCAAGCUCUCUGGGCCACGGCGUACUUCUCAGGCGAGCUCGAGAUACGUCCCAUCGUCCAGCGGCCAGUCGAUCCCAAACCGACAGACGGCGAAGACGAGACAGACUGGGAGGUAGCGCUUCACACGCAGUUCAGCAUAUGGCGAUACCGCGACGGUAUGCGUAUGAGGAAUCCCGAUUUCGUCUUCGAGUCCAUCCCGUACAUAGACAUGAUGCUGCGAGACCUGGGCGUGAAGGUGUUCCGCAAGAAGGGCCGCUUCGCCGAACAUUUCACGGUGUAUAAGGCCAGGGAUUAUCAGGGCUUGGUAGACGAGUGGAAAGCGAAGAAUAAGCACUAG